CCAUGCUAUGCCACUCCCUUAACUUAUUUUUCCUCAUAUAUUCUCCACAAUCUUCUGUAUGUCAUAACUGGUAAUUGUUUUCUGCAUAUAUGGUGAAACAACGACUUAAUGUGUAUUCAAAUUCCUCAAAACAUUGACUAAAUCGUUGGUCUCUCUUCAUCACUCGUCAUUUGAAAGUUGAAGCUAAAGCAGUGGCAGCCAAUUGUCAAAUUUUAAUGCUUCACUAUUGGUUGCAGUAUCUGCGCUGGAAUUAUUAUAUUGUAGGAGUGAUGGAGUGCUGAUAUGAGAAGCAUCCAUGGCAGGCAUGGCCAACAGUGAGAUUUCAACACGGCUGGAGGGAAAAUCUGCUGCAAUUGUGGUUUGUUGGCUUCUCGGAAAUGGAUGUCUUUUUUCAUGGAAUAGUAUGUUGACAAUAGAAGAUUACUACAGUUACUUGUUUCCAAAAUAUCACUCCUCUAGGGUGCUUACACUUGUAUAUCAGCCAUUUGCCGUUGGAACACUUGCGAUACUUGCGUAUAAUGAGGCAAAACUCAAUACACGAAUUCGGAAUAUGUUUGGAUAUAUACUCUUUUUCAUAAGCACGUUGUUGGUGUUAAUUGUGAAUUCAGCAACAUCUGGUAAAGGAGGGCUUGGCAUAUUCCUUGCUAUAUGUGCACUUAGUGGUGCUUUUGGAGUAGCAGAUGCUCAUGUUCAAGGUGGAAUGGUGGGAGACCUGUCCUACAUGCAACCAGAGUUCAUUCAGUCAUUCCUUGCUGGUUUGGCAGCAUCUGGUGUAUUAACCUCUGCUUUGAGGUUAAUUACAAAAGCUGCAUUCGAUCAUUCUAGUGACGGUCUCCGCAAAGGAGCAAUUCUUUUCUUUGCCAUAUCAACAUUCUUUGAGCUCCUAUGUGUUGUUCUCUAUGCAUUUCUUUUUCCUAAACUACCAAUUGUGAAGUACUACCGUUCAAAGGCAGCAUCAGAAGGAUCCAAAACUGUAUCAGCUGACCUUGCAGCAGGUGGCAUCCGGACAUUACCUGGAACAGACGAGGAAAAUGCAAAAGAUCCAGAACGGAAGGGAAACAAGCAAUUGUUAUUGGAAAACAUUGAUUAUGCAAUUGAUAUGUUCCUAAUUUAUGUGCUAACACUGUCUAUUUUCCCUGGAUUCCUCUCAGAAGAUACUGGAUCACAUAGUUUGGGCACAUGGUAUGCUCUCGUCUUAAUUGCUAUGUAUAAUGUGUUCGAUCUGAUAGGAAGAUACAUUCCACUGAUGAAAUGUUUGAAAUUGGAGUCCCGAAAGUUGAUAACAAUAGCUACUCUUAGCCGUUUCUUACUUAUUCCAGCAUUUUAUUUCACCGCAAAGUACGGUGACCAAGGUUGGAUGAUAACGUUAACAUCAUUCUUAGGGCUAUCCAAUGGUUAUCUCACCGUCUGUGUCCUAACAUCUGCACCAAAAGGUUACAAGGGUCCAGAACAAAAUGCCUUGGGAAACAUAUUGGUGUUGUUUCUUCUUGGAGGUAUCUUUGCAGGAGUAACACUUGAUUGGCUAUGGUUGAUAGGUAAAGGAUGGUGAGAUGAGGAGACCCAAUUCAUUCCAGAUUACAGGAAUGCUUCUCAAGAGUUCAUUCCAUGUAAAGCAUUAUAAGUGUAUUCAUAUCCUUCUUUUUUUAAUACUUUAAAUUAAUGAAUCGGUUAAUUUGGUUGUUUAAUUCCUCAUAAACUAGCAAUCACACAGGCAUAAUUAAUUGAAUACGCUUUUAGAAGUUAAAAAAACAUCAGAGAGGAAUGAUUAAAAAAACAUCAUUCUACAUUUUUGUUUCUGAAGAAAUGUUAAGCGCUCCUCGAAAAAAGGACGAAUGCAAAGUCGCUUUGCAUUCCUGGUGGUGGUCACACUAGCACCAUGUACAGACAAAUAAUACAUAUUAGAGUGACGGUACUUGUACGCAAUUCUUCACCUAAUAU
Messenger RNA from Vigna radiata var. radiata (mung bean), 1938 nucleotides. RefSeq names its product equilibrative nucleotide transporter 3. Gene Ontology annotation, cellular component: plasma membrane. Lineage: Eukaryota; Viridiplantae; Streptophyta; Magnoliopsida; Fabales; Fabaceae. Gene Ontology annotation, biological process: nucleoside transmembrane transport. Bases 296 to 1549 code for a protein of 417 amino acids. Gene Ontology annotation, molecular function: nucleoside transmembrane transporter activity. The record is from RefSeq and is a predicted model, not a curated record. The transcript has 10 exons.